This is a messenger RNA of Electrophorus electricus (electric eel), 3976 nucleotides long. It is a transcript of the gene cwc22, whose product is annotated as CWC22 spliceosome associated protein. Lineage: Eukaryota; Metazoa; Chordata; Actinopteri; Gymnotiformes; Gymnotidae. The record is from RefSeq and is a predicted model, not a curated record. Gene Ontology annotation, cellular component: catalytic step 2 spliceosome. Gene Ontology annotation, molecular function: RNA binding; protein binding. Gene Ontology annotation, biological process: mRNA splicing, via spliceosome.
UACGGAAGAAGACGGGAAACAUGGCGGCGCAAUCCAGCAAAUCUGAAAGCGCGGUGUUGACUUCGCCUUCAAAGGACGAGGACUCCAGACCAGGUGGGAUGCGUCGUCCUGAGACCAGCAGAGUGUCCGGCUCCUCAGAGGAAGUAGAGCAGGGAGAACAGGAGCAGAGCGGGACAGCGGAGGGGGAGUGCAGCGGCGGGGGCGGGGCGGCUGAUGGGGCUGGUUCUGGAGGGGGCAGCCCAGCACAGCCUGGCCCGAGACACGGAUCUGGAUCCAGUGCCCCCCGGGACCUCAGCGACUCCGACAGCAGCAGUGAGGAAGACAGCGAUGACGGCGCAGCAUGCAGGAUGAAGAGCAGAGUCGCACACAUCAGGCGCGGUUCCCAGGACGACGGCGGCAGGGCCAGACGGCGGAGUCCCUCUACAGACAGGGAGGAGAGUGGAGGAAGGUCACACUCUCGCUCGCGCUCCAGGUCCCGGUCACCCCGCAAUAGGUCGGACUGGCAACGCAGGUCCCGAGAACGAGAUAUGGAGCGCGCCGAACGCCGUUCCAGCAGAGACCGGGACCGCAACAGAGGGGAGCGCAGGUCCAGCCGGGGCCGGGAUUGGGAUCGGCGGAGAGGGCGGUCCGCCUCCCCGUUGCGGCCUGAGAGGCCCCUAACCGACGAGCCGCCCGUCAAGAAGAAGAAGGAGGAGCUGGACCCCAUCCUGACCCGCACGGGUGGAGCCUACAUCCCCCCCGCCAGGCUGCGGAUGAUGCAGGCCCAAAUCAGUGACAAGAGCAGUUUGGCAUUUCAGAGAAUGAGCUGGGAGGCCCUAAAGAAGUCUAUCAAUGGUCUCGUCAACAAGGUGAACGUCUCCAACAUCGGAAACAUCAUACAGGAGCUUCUGCAGGAGAACAUUGUGAGGGGCAGGGGCCUGCUGGCCCGGUCUCUGCUCCAGGCCCAGAGUGCCUCUCCCAUCUUCACCCACGUCUACGCUGCCCUGGUGGCCAUCAUCAACUCCAAGUUCCCUCAGAUUGGAGAACUCAUCCUGAAGAGGCUCAUCCUCAACUUCCGCAAGGGCUACCGCAGGAACGACAAGCAACAGUGCCUCACGGCCUCCAAGUUCGUGGCCCAUCUCAUCAACCAGAAUGUGGCUCAUGAAGUUCUGUGUUUGGAGAUGCUGACUUUGUUGUUGGAACGACCCACUGAUGAUAGUGUUGAGGUGGCCAUCAGCUUCUUAAAGGAGUGUGGCCUCAAGCUCACUGAGGUCUCCCCCCGUGGCAUCAAUGCCAUCUUUGAACGGCUGAGGAAUAUUCUCCAUGAAUCCGAGAUCGACAAGCGCGUGCAGUACAUGAUCGAGGUGAUGUUCGCCAUCAGGAAGGACGGCUUCAAAGAUCACCCCGUUGUCCCGGAGGGCCUAGACUUGGUGGAGGAUGAGGACCAGUUCACUCACAUGCUCCCCCUAGAGGACGAAUACAACCUGGAGGAUGUGCUGAAUGUCUUCAAGAUGGAUACUGAUUUCUUGGAGAACGAAGAGAAAUACAAAUCGAUUAGAAAGGAGAUCCUGGACGAGGGAAGCAGUGACUCUGGUGAUGAUGCAGAAGGGAGUGAUGAGGAAGAGGAGGAUGAAGAUAACGAGGAAGAUGGCGAAGCCGGAGAAGAUGAGGCCAAAGUCACAAUUUUUGACCAGACGGAGGUGAACUUGGUUUCGUUUCGACGCACCAUUUAUCUGGCCAUCCAGUCAAGCUUGGACUUCGAGGAAUGCGCUCACAAACUGAUCAAGAUGGACUUCCCGGAGAGCCAGACGAAAGAGCUGUGUAACAUGAUCUUGGACUGCUGUGCUCAGCAGAGAACUUAUGAGAAGUUUUUUGGUCUCCUUGCAGGGAGGUUCUGCUUGCUGAAGAAGGACUACAUGGAGAGCUUUGAGGCCAUCUUUCAGGAGCAGUACGACACCAUCCACAGGCUGGAGACCAACAAACUCCGCAACGUCGCCCGCCUGUUCGCCCACCUCCUCUAUACGGACUCUGUCCCCUGGAGUGUCCUGGAGUGCAUUAAAAUGAGUGAGGAGACGACGACCUCGUCCAGCCGCAUCUUUGUGAAGAUCCUCUUCCAGGAGCUGUGUGCCUACAUGGGUCUGCCCAGGCUCAACGAGCGGCUCAAGGACACGACGCUGCAGCCUUUCUUCGAGGGCCUGUUUCCCCGGGACAACCCGAGGAACACAAGAUUCGCCAUCAAUUUCUUCACCUCCAUCGGUCUCGGCGGACUGACCGAUGAACUGAGGGAGCACCUCAAGAAUGCUCCUAAGAUGAUCAUGACUCAGAAUCAGGACGUGGAGUCGUCAGACUCUUCAUCGUCCUCCUCCUCCUCCUCAGACACCUCAUCUGACAGCGAUAGCAGUCACGGCGACUCUGACUCCUCCAGUGACUCGGACGAUUCCAGUAACUCCAGUUCCUCAGACACGGGCAGGAGGCGUAAGAAGGCGUCCCGGCGGGGGAGAGCUGAGCAGGAGAAACAGUCGAGACACAGGUCUCCUUCAGAAGAGGAGGAGCGGUCCAACCAGAGACGCGAGAAUCGCCGCGGCGAUGGCAGCAGCGAGGGCUACAGAGCGCCAGACGACUGGCAGAGAGAGACGCAGAGGCACGGACAUGAAGACAGAUCACCUCCCGCACGUGAGCGUGCACGAAAGAACUCACCGGAUGGCCGAGCGCGUGCACGAAAAAACUCGCCCGAUGACCGAGAGCGCGCACGAAAGAGCUCGCCCGAUGAGCGAGCGCGCGCACGAAAGGGCUCGCCCGAUGAGCAAGCGCGCGCACGAAAGGGCUCGCCCGAUGACCGAGGGCGCGCACGAAAGGGCUCGCCCGAUGACAGCAUGCGCGCACGAAAGGGCUCGCCCGAUGGCCGAGAGCGCGCACGAAAGAGCUCGCCCGAUGACCGAGCGCGCGCACGAAAGGGCUCGCCCGAUGACCGAGCGCGCGCACGAAAGGGCUCCCCCGAAGACCGAGCGCGCGCACGAAAGGGCUCCCCCGAAGACCGAGCGCGCGCACGAAAGGGCUCCCCCGAAGACCGAGCGCGCGCACGAAAGGGCUCCCCCGAAGACCGAGCGCGCGCACGAAAGGGCUCCCCCGAAGACCGAGCGCGCGCACGAAAGGGCUCCCCCGAAGACCGAGCGCGCGCACGAAAGGGCUCGCCCGAUGACAGAGCGCGCGCACGAAAGGGCUCGCCCGAUGACAGCAUGCGCGCACGAAAGGGCUCGCCCGAUGACAGCAUGCGCGCACGAAAGGGCUCGCCCGAUGGCCGAGAGCGCACACGAAAGGGCUCGCCCGAUGGCCGAGAGCGCGCACGAAAGGGCUCGCCCGAUGGCCGAGAGCGCGCACGAAAGGGCUCGCCCGAUGCCCGAGAGCGCGCACGAAAGAGCUCGCCCGAUGGCCGAGAGCGCGCACGAAAGAGCUCGCCCGAUGGCCCCAAUGGCCGAGAGCGUGCACGAAAGAGCUCGCCCGAUGGCCGAGAGCGCGCACAAAAAGACACUCUCGAUGACCGAGAACGCGCACGAAAGGACUCGACGGAUGAGCGAGAGCGCAGAGGACACAAGGACCAGCAGCACCACAGGCGUGAGGACGAGGACUCGCGCAGACACAAGGACAGCAGCAAACACAACUCCCAGGCAGACAGGGACGAGAGGCACGGCAGAGAGAAUGCACCCUCGCGUAGGAGCAGGGAGAGGUCAAAGUCACGUGAGAGGAGCUGCAAGGAGACAGGCUCCCGGGACUCAUACAGGAACGGGGUGGGGAGGGAGGACAAGGAGAACAGAUACAGGGGGUCCAGGAGCGGAGAGAGCUCGCCCAGGAGACGCUGAUAGAGGAGCGAUGGAGGGGAGUCAUUGCAUUAACGGUGGCAGCGUGCACGCCUUUCUGAACAUCACUGUGGCUCAUGGUCAAGAUUUUUUUUUCCUCCUGUGUUGCUGUAUAAAAAAGGGCCUUUGUGAAAUGUUUUAGA